This is a messenger RNA of Drosophila mauritiana, 4604 nucleotides long. RefSeq names its product probable ATP-dependent RNA helicase spindle-E (gene spn-E). The record is from RefSeq and is a predicted model, not a curated record. Gene Ontology annotation, cellular component: intracellular anatomical structure. NCBI's taxonomy places the organism in Eukaryota, Metazoa, Arthropoda, Insecta, Diptera, Drosophilidae. The transcript is spliced from 11 exons. Bases 59 to 4363 code for a protein of 1434 amino acids. Gene Ontology annotation, molecular function: RNA binding; ATP binding.
UUUACCGUUUAAGUUUUGCCGCUAAGCGGGAUUGUGAAAUUUUUCAUUUAGUCGAAAUAUGGAUCAGGAAGUUAUUGAUUUCUUCGACUUCUCAAAGGAGUUGAAGCGCGUGCCCGCCGCCCCGCAAGGCUACAUCAGCAGCGAUCCGAGGCUCAUGGCCACGGAGUCCAAAUCCUCCGAAGUGCCCAACCGCGAGGUGAUCGGCACCGACUAUGUCACCAAAAUCGUCGCUAAGGAAAAGUGUCGCCUGAACAGGACGCUGCUCGAAUACCAGCCUCAAGGCAAACGCAAUCGAACGCUGGACGAUUUGGACACCGACGAUGAGGCGGAAGAGACCAAAAUUCGGCGGGAUGACGAGUACUACAAGAAGUUCAGAUUCAAUCUGAAUCGCGACAAGAACUUGUCCAUCUACGCCAAGCGCGAGGAAAUAUUGGCGGCCAUCAAUGCUCAUCCGGUAAUCAUUAUCAAGGGCGAAACAGGAUGUGGCAAGACCACGCAGGUGCCCCAAUACAUUUUGGACGAGGCCUAUAAAAGCGGUAAAUACUGCAACAUUGUGGUGACUCAACCCCGGCGCAUAGCUGCCAUCUCCAUAGCGAAUAGAGUUUGCCAGGAGCGCGAGUGGCAGCAGAACACGGUGUGCAGCUUCCAGGUGGGCCUGCACCGGCCGAACUCUUUGGAGGACACUCGUCUGUUGUACUGCACCACGGGGGUGCUGCUAAAUAAUUUGAUUCACAACAAGACGUUGACCCACUACACCCACAUUGUGCUGGACGAGGUGCACGAAAGAGACCAGAACAUGGAUUUUUUGCUGAUCGUGGUGCGUCGCUUGCUGGCCACCAACUCGCGGCAUGUGAAGAUUAUCCUGAUGUCGGCCACCAUCGAUGCCAAGGAACUGUCCGAUUACUUUGCCACCACUAACUCAAUUCCGCCGGUGAUCACCACCAAUCAUGGACGUAAGCACUCGAUCGAGAAGUUCUACCGUGACCAGCUCGGCAGCAUUAUUUGGAAUGAGGAAGAUGUGGGCGACCAGCACGUUCCAGAAAUCAACAAACAUGGCUACAGGGCGGCUGUAAAGAUUAUAGUGAUUAUUGACAACAUGGAACGGAAGGCUGCAAUCCGGUCGCGGCUGAGCUACGACGAGACCCUGCGCUAUGGAGCUGUGCUCAUCUUUCUGCCAGGCAUCUACGAAAUCGACACGAUGGCAGAAAACAUUACUUGUAUGCUGGAAAACGACCGUAACAUUAAAGUCUUAAUUGUUCGCUGCUUUUCGUUAAUGACACCGGAAAAUCAACGGGAUGUGUUCAAUCCCCCGCCUCCCGGUUUCCGCAAGAUCAUCCUGGCCACAAACAUUGCUGAGAGCUCCAUCACGGUGCCAGAUGUCUCAUACGUUAUUGACUUUUGUCUCACCAAAGUAAAGGUAACCGAUACGGCUAGCAGCUUCUCUUCGCUCCGCUUAUCCUGGGCCUCCAAAGCCAAUUGUCGUCAGCGUGCCGGCCGCGUUGGUCGUCUUCGUAGUGGACGCGUUUACCGUAUGGUUAAUAAACACUUCUACCAGAGGGAAAUGGCCGAGUUUGGAAUACCAGAAAUGUUGCGCUUGCCCUUGCAAAACUCGGUGCUCAAGGCCAAAGUGCUGAAUAUGGGAUCACCGAUGGAAAUCUUGGCUUUGGCCCUAUCUCCGCCGAAUCUGUCGGACAUACAGAAUACAAUACUGCUUCUGAAAGAGGUGGGUGCUCUGUACUUAACAGUAGACGGCGUCUACGACGCGUUGGAUGGCGAUCUCACCUACUGGGGCACAAUCAUGGCUCGGCUGCCGUUGGACACACGUCAGUCCCGGCUUAUCAUAUUGGGUUAUAUUUUUAACAUGCUAGAAGAAGCUAUUAUCAUAGCUGCUGGAUUAUCGACGAAUGGCUUGUUUGCGCACGACGGUGGUAGGACUCAAUUAGGCGAUUCAUUUUGGAUGCACUAUAUCUUCGCCGAUGGAUCUGGCUCCGACUUGGUGGCCAUUUGGCGCGUAUACCUGACAUAUUUGAGCUUGGUGGAAAUUGGUCACGACCAAGAGUCCGCUAUCCGUUGGGCCAAACGUUUCCACGUUUCCUUGCGGUCACUUAAGGAGAUACACUUGUUGGUGCAGGAACUGCGUAUGCGAUGCAUGCAUCUCGGUCUGAUUCCGUUUUCAGUUAAUCCUAGCCAGAUGAUGGACGAUCGUGAAAAAGCGAUCAUGCUCAAAGUGAUCAUCGCCGGUGCCUUCUACCCAAACUACUUUACGCGUUCCAAAGAUACGUGCGCUGACACAGAUCGCAAUAUAUACCAGACAAUAUCGGGCCACGAUCCCUGCCGCACCGUAUAUUUUACCAACUUUAAGCCUGCCUACAUGGGCGAGUUGUACACUAGGCGCAUUAAGGAGCUAUUUCAGGAGGUCAGGAUUCCGCCAGAAAACAUGGACGUUACCUUUCAAGAGGGUUCGCAAAAGGUUUUUGUCACAUUCAAACAGGAUGACUGGAUUGCAGAUUCAUCUAAGUUUGUUCCUGUGUCGGGCCGAGUUCAAAGUGAAGUGUACAAGGCAGUUAUGAUGCGACAAAAUCGUUUGGAACGACCAAUACACAUAAUGAAUCCGAGUGCAUUUAUGAGCUACGUACAGCAGCGAGGGAUUGGAGAUGUGAUUGAGGGUCGUUGGAUUCCACCCACAAAGCCUUUAAACGUCGAGCUUCUUGCGCUGCCAUCAGUCUUCGACAAAACUAUUUCAGGGUUGAUUACUUGCAUCGUCAGCUGUGGCAAGUUCUUUUUUCAACCCCAAUCUUUUGCAGAAUGCAUUGGAAAUAUGUCUGAAAUCUUCAAUGCUCCACAGCAACUUAGAAAUUACGUAAAUAACGCGGGUGCCAUCACAAAGGGCAUGAUGGUGCUGGCCAAACGCGAUAGUUAUUUCCAGCGCGCCACAGUGAUCCGACCAGAGAAUCAGAGCAAUCGCCAACCAAUGUUCUACGUGCGCUUCAUCGACUAUGGUGACUGCGCCUUGCUGUCCAUGCAGCAAAUGCGUUUGAUGCCGAGAGAGCUGACUGAACAGUACGGCGACCUUCCGCCACGUGUUUUUGAGUGCAGGCUGGCAAUGGUUCAGCCCUCUUCAAUGGUCACUGGAAACAACCGGUGGUCCACUGCGGCUAAUGAUAUGCUCCGUUCAGUGGCCAAAAGCGGUCUCAUUGAUAUCGAGGUGUAUUCGCUGUUCAAUAAUGUAGCAGCUGUUCUCAUUCACAUGAGAGAUGGCAUAAUUAACGAUAAGCUAGUAGAGCUUAUGCUGUGUCGUCGAUCCGACGAAGAUUAUAUGUCUAGAAAGGAUCAUGACUUCCGGUUGCGACGUCAAGAAUCUGCCCGGUACUUGAGCUCGGCGCAGCGUCAGCAGAUCAAUGAGGAAUACAUGCGAUCCUGUCAGCUGCCGCAAGACCACGACCUACGACCGCCUCCGCCUGAAAAGUGCAAGACCGUUGUAAUUUUGAAAGGACCCUAUAGUCCUUUGGAAUGUACCAUGCAGUGCAUUACUCGUGUGGGCUCAAGUAAACGGGUGAAUAUAGACCAUUUCUCCGUUAAUGCACUUCUCCUGGACGCUGAUCCUCAAGAUCACCACGAUCAUUUGAUAGUGGCCCACGAAAUCGCGGAGAACAGAAACGGGCACACACUGACAGCCCGUGGAACCACCCUGAUGCCCAAUGUGCAGGGAUUCGGUGCUCUAAUGGUUAUGCUAUUUAGUCACACCAUGCAACUUAAAUGCAAUAGAGAAGGCACAUCAUAUGUCUCUGUCCUGGGAGGAUUGGGUUGUGACCCGGAAACAAACGAGCCCUACUUCCCAGAGCAUGACGUGUUGAUUAAUCUGGAUGUCAACAUUCUCGAAGAUGAUGUGAUUCUGAUUAAUCAAAUUCGCUACUAUAUAGAUAGUGUCUUCUUCAACUUUAAGGAUGAAAACAAUCCAGCGGUCAGCGCAAAUGAACGUGUUUCCAUAUACACUCAGCUGCGCAGCCUUAUAAAUAGGCUCCUUUGCAAGGAUCGCAGAUACAUCGAAAGAAAUAUGAGCAAUGCGGAUUUCGAAUGGGAAACCCAUCCCGAUCUACCACCUCCGAAUGAACCUUUUGGCAAGAGGGCCAUAUUCCCGAUGCACUCACUUACUGAGCUCCAAGAGGAAGACACGGGUCGCUUGGUGCAACUGAGAGAGAACUGCAGCAUGUUGCACAAGUGGCGCAACUUCGAAGGCACUUUACCGCAUAUGACUUGCAAACUGUGCAAUCAGUGGUUGGAAUCGGUUCCCCAGCUCCGUUUGCAUCUCCUGACCAUAUUGCAUCGUGAUCGCGAAAAGCAAAUCGACUAUUGCAACCAAUAGGAAUGGUUUAAAUUGACAACAGCUCAUUUUGAAAUUUUUGAGCUCUCAUUUCUUUUCUUAAAGGACUACACUUAUUUGGUUUAAAAAAAAAUGACGUUUUCAGGGAAUGAAAACAAGUUUUGAGUUGAAUCUAAAGCUAAAGAAAGCUUGAUUAAGAUAAAUAUUUUCUAUGCCAUGUUGAAUGAUCUCUCUUCGUUCGAUUACGGAGUGUAAAAUGUGAAAUAUAAUUUUUUGUUAAUUA